UGUAAUUGGUUUUGGGUGCAUUCGAUUAUACAUUGUUUUUGUAGGAAAUUGCUGCAUUAGCAGAGUUCUGUCUGGAUGUAACAUGACAACAAGACAAGUUGCAAGACAUAUCCUCCUGACAGGUCCCCCAGGAAUAGGAAAAACAACUUUGAUUCACAAGGUCUGUGAUCAUCUGACAAAAUCGGGUGUGCAGUGUAAGGGGUUCUAUACAGAGGAGAGGAGAGAAGGCAGACAUAGAGUUGGAUUUGAUGUUGUCACAUUGUCAGGGGAAAGGGCACCACUGGCAUCGGUCAACACCAGUGAUGUUCCACAGGGCAGACAGUAUACUGUAGGGAAGUAUGUGGUCCAGCUACAGUCCUUUGAGACAGCUGCGCUACCCACACUGAGGAAAAAGGAAGGACAGCACAACAUCUUUGUAAUAGAUGAGAUCGGGAAGAUGGAAUUGUUUAGCCAGACUUUUGCGAGACUUGUUCGGGACUUAUUGGGCUCGGAGAACACCACGGUGAUUGCUACUAUCCCUAUAGCGAAGGGCAGACCGAUACCCCUAGUGGAGGAGGUCCGGCAACGGUCAGAUGCUGUCCUUUUUAAUAUAUCCCAGUCCAACAGAGAUGCUAUAUUGGGAGAUAUCAUAUCAGCAGUAAUGAGCUCAGUAAAACGUCAUGGAAGUUGAUCAUGUUUGUUUGUUCUGUAUGUACAUCGGUUAUUGAGAAACACAGAGGUGACUAUGUUAUGGUAUUGGGGCACAACGUAUCUGCCAAAAAGGAAAAUAAAAAAAAAAAAAAAAAAAAAAGACUAACAUUACAUGGAGGAUAUCUGUUUACACUAGAAGAUGUUGAAACAAAAGUAGUCUUCCCUUGAUACCGAUAGAUGGCACUAGUCAACAGCACAACCAGAGACCACAGAUACCUGAGCAUUUGUUAUAUUUGGACUUACACUUAGGUGUUCAGAGUAACUUUACAUGUUUGAACCAUAAAACUUGUAAAAGUACUCUGAAAACCUUAGUGUAGACCCAAAUAUAGCUGUAACCCUGUUGUACCAAUGAUGUCAAGACAUACGUUUAGCCGGAGUUUCCUCUGGCCCUAACACCAGAGGAAACUCUGGCUACAAUACUUUGUAAUUGAUGUGUGAGUUACGAAUUUCUGUAUGCCUUUAAGCUUGUAACCUUCUGAAUGGGUUUUUUCUGUACAUUGUAUGACCUUGUGACCAUUCUCUGUACAGGAUGUGACUUUAUGACCUUCUUCCUGUAUCUCUUGUUGUCAUAGAAAUGUUUUCAGUAAGAGAAUAGGACCUUUCAAGAUUACCUUACUCAAAGUCUUUUUGUCUAUUGUCUUACACUGUCCUCCGUAAACAAAUCAAAGUUUUGGCUUCCCAAAACGAGCUGCACUGACGUCAUUGUAUAAUAUCGGAGGAAGUAUUAUGGCCAUAGACUGGAGGGUAAUCAAAUGAUAAAAUAAAUAUGUACCAUUCAAUAUGUAUAAUAAGAAUGAAGAAGUGGAAUAAUUAAAUAUCACCUUGAACUUGGUUACCCUUCAUAAAAGACAAACCAAAAUUGCUGUUAUAGGGUUCGCAUCUCGAGGGACCUGAGGGGUUCGGCCAAAAAUGGAAAAAAUUGGCUAAAAUAUCAAGAUCUAAUUCAGACCUAAAUUUCAUAUUCAAAUUCUUUCAAUGGGAAGCUGGUGUGAAUGGCUUCCAAAGCUGAUAAAAUGGCCUUCACUUCUGUUUGUGAUUUGGUAUAAAACCUUUAUCAAUGGUAAUAAUUCCAAGAGAAUAUUGUGUAAUUCCAUAUUCCAUUAUAAUCAAUGUUAACAUCGGUACACUAAAGAAGACUUGUAAGGACUUUGUUUUCUGACGAUUACCAGCUAUAUAAUGAAAAUAUAUGUGAGCAAUGCCCCAGUCUUAUCUUACUGAAAAGGUGCAUUUAGCAGGAAUGUAAGGUAUAUUCUCAAGAACCAUGUCAGCGAAACUGUCUGGGUAAGAACAUCGUUUUUACAUAGCAGUGACUCGAUGAAUCUUGCAAAUAUACCCUUUAGUAUCCUGUUGGCAAUUUAAUUAACUCAUAACAUGUUAUAUUUUACCUUGCUUACAUAUUAAAUUAACUCGCCACCCUCAACAACCUGAAUGUUAAAUGUUUGGAACCCGGAGUGAUUCCUAACACUGUGUGAUUGUAUGUAAACAUGUACAGUAUGUGUGUAAUGAUAUUAACUUUUGAAUUCAUUUAUCUUUUUCUUGGUUGCCAAAUUUGUUU
Mizuhopecten yessoensis (Yesso scallop) is the source of this 2245-nucleotide messenger RNA. RefSeq names its product cancer-related nucleoside-triphosphatase-like. The coding region runs from base 83 to 670 and encodes 195 amino acids. Lineage: Eukaryota; Metazoa; Mollusca; Bivalvia; Pectinida; Pectinidae. The record is from RefSeq and is a predicted model, not a curated record. The transcript is spliced from 6 exons. Gene Ontology annotation, molecular function: ATP hydrolysis activity.